Messenger RNA from Solanum tuberosum (potato), 2997 nucleotides. Its product is annotated as translocase of chloroplast 90, chloroplastic. Bases 165 to 2570 code for a protein of 801 amino acids. Gene Ontology annotation, cellular component: chloroplast outer membrane. Gene Ontology annotation, molecular function: GTPase activity; GTP binding. The record is from RefSeq and is a predicted model, not a curated record. Gene Ontology annotation, biological process: protein targeting to chloroplast. Lineage: Eukaryota; Viridiplantae; Streptophyta; Magnoliopsida; Solanales; Solanaceae. The transcript has 4 exons.
GAAUCACUACAACAAAAUCAUGUGUCUUAUCUCAUAAACCAAAAAAAACUUGGUCUCUUCACAAUCAAUUUCGAUCCACGAGAACCCAAUUCUUGAACUCUAUCAUAAGUUUGUUUUGAAGCUCUUCUUCAAUGCUGAUGGGAAGUAAGUGUUAACCAGGAAACAUGAUGAGCUUCAAGGACUGGGUCCUGUCACAGUUGAUAACCAAGUCAGUAGCCUCGUCAAGACCACUUUUAGCAUCAGAUAACUUUUUAUCAGAGGAGCAUCCUGAUCAAGGGUUUGACCACCCAGCUCACACUGCUGAUUUGGUUACAACAACUAGAAUAGACAAUACAAUACAAUCUUCCAAUGAUAAUCAAGAGCAUACAGAGAAUACAAAUAAUUUUCAUUCACAACAACGGAUGGGCGAAGAUUCUUUUCAGUCGGAUUUUAGGGUUGAUGAGAAACCUAGUCCAGUGGUAAAGAUUGAAGCCCUUCAGAUUACAUUCUUGCGCCUUCUUAAACGUUUUGGCCUGUCCGAGGACAACCUUCUGGUAUCAAAGGUCUUAUACCGGAUCCAGCUGGCAUCACUGAUACGGGCUAGAGAAUCGGAUUUAAAAAGGGCAAAUCUUAAAAUUGAGAGAGCCCGUGUAAUAGCAGCAGAACAAGAAGCUGCUGGCCGACCACAACUGGAUUUCUCAUUUAAGAUCCUUGUACUGGGUAGAACUGGAGUUGGCAAAAGUUCAACCAUAAAUUCCAUUUUUGACCAAUCAAGAGCAGCAACCAACGCGUUCAAGCCUGCUACUGACCAUAUUCAAGAGAUUGUGGGAACGGUAAAUGGCAUCAGAGUAUCGUUUAUUGACACUCCUGGUUUAUUGCCUCCCUCACCCAGUAAUAUCCGAAAAAACAAGAAGAUAUUGCAUUCUGUGAAACGAUAUUUAAGGAAACAAACGCCUGAUAUGGUACUGUAUUUUGAGCGCUUGGAUUUGAUCAACACGGGCUACAGUGAUUUCCCCUUGUUGAAGCUUAUAACGGAAGUCUUUGGUCCUGCAAUUUGGUUUAAUACUAUCCUUGUCAUGACUCAUUCUUCCUUCAAUCUUCGCGAAGGAACAAACGGAUAUCCUGUUAACUAUGAAUCUUUUGUCACCACCUGCACAGAUUUGGUCCAACAUUAUAUUCACCAGGCAGUCUCUGACACUAAGCUUGAAAAUCCUGUAAUUUUGGUGGAGAAUGAUCCCAAUUGUAAGACCAAUAAUGCUGGAGAGAAGAUUCUCCCUAAUGGGCAGGUGUGGAAGUCUCAGUUAUUAUUGUUGUGCAUAUGCACCAAAGUUCUAAGUGAUGUUAAUACCCUAUUGGACUUUGAAGACAGCCUAAAGGUGGGGCCAUCAAAUGUAGGACGAUUGCCUUCUCUUCCGCAUCUUCUCUCAUCCUUUCUAAAGCAUCGUGCCCAGAUAAGACACAGCGGAGCUGAGAAUGAAAUUGAUGAGGUUUCUCUUUUAGUCUCAGAUGAUGAAGACGACGAAUAUGAUCAGUUACCUCCUAUUCGGAUACUGACCAAGUCUCAGUUUGGAAGGUUGAGUGGUUCCCAAAAGAAGGAUUAUCUUGACGAACUAGACUACCGAGAAACCCUCUAUUUGAAAAAACAACUGAUAGAAGAAGCUCGUCGACAAAGAGAAAAGAGAGUUUCUUCAAGUGAGGGUAAAGCAGCCCCGGAUGAUGAGUCUGAUAACCAGCAGGAGGGCCCUCCAGAGCCAGUUCUCUUGCCAGAUAUGGCUAUUCCUCCAAGCUUUGAUUCAGAUUGCCCUAUCCACAGAUACAGGUGUCUCAUCACCAGUGAACAGUGGCUUGCAAGACCAGUCCUUGAUCCCAAUGGAUGGGACCAUGAUGUGAGCUUUGAUGGAAUUAACCUCGAGAGCAGUGCAGAAAUAAGAAAAAACAUAUUUGCCUCGGUUAAUGGACAAAUGAGCAAGGACAAACAAGACUUCAGUAUUCAAUCUGAGUUUGCUGCAGCUUUCACCAAUCCAGGUGGGCCCACUUAUGCGGUUGGUCUUGAUGUUCAAUCUGCCAAUAAAGAACUGAUCUGCACUAUCCACAGUAAUGCAAAGGUAAGAAAUUUAAGAACUAAUGUCACUGAAUGCGGUAUUUCUGUAAUACCAUUCGGGGAUAAGUAUUUUCUUGGUGCCAAAUGUGAAGACAGUUUUACAAUUGGAAAGAGACUGAAGUUUAAUGUGAAUGCUGGUCGGAUGGGGGGUGCUGGGCAAGCAGCCUAUGGCGGGAGCUUUGUAGCUACUUUAAGAGGAAGGGAUUAUCCAGUGAGAAACGAAAGUCUGAGUCUCUCGAUGACAGUUCUCUCUCUCAACAAAGAAAUGGUGUUGAGCGGAAACUUACAAACUGACUUCAGAGUGAGCCGAGGUACAAACAUGUCAGUGAGUGCAAACCUCAAUAACCGAAAGAUGGGCCAGGUUUCCAUCAAGACAAGCAGCUCUGAGCGCAUGGAAAUUGCUUUUAUCGCACUUUUCUCCAUUGCAAGAGCCCUGCUGCGCAGAAAGAGAAAUGACCAACUUAUUGAAGACUCUCUGGAAGCGAGAUGAACUUUUCUUUUCGAUUCAAAGUAGGCCACUAAAUUUUUCCUUAGGUGCCAGCCUCUCUAGGCUUUCAAGAAGUAUGUCAAGAAAUGUAGUAGCUACCGAAGAGUUUGAUUUCCACAUUAUGGUAUUUUCCGUGAAGCAGUAUGGCAACAAGCAAAGGUUGAUAUGUUUUCGUUGUCGUUUGAUCAAUUUUAUCAAAUCCAGGAUAGGUAAAAAGACACUCUUUUUUUGGUGUCUGGUAAAGUUGAGAUGACUGUAGUAGUUUUGUAUCUGAGUAAUAAUUGUAUAGUAGAGUAACUUAGAAGAGCAUACAAAAGUUUUCUGCAGAUCUUGUAAUAAUUAGCUUGAAAAAAGCUAGCAGGAUCCUAGUUGUGAUGCCAGAAGGAUGAUCUUUUUUCAAUGCAUUUUCUAGUAUUAGAUGAUUUAUUGU